CCGUGCGCGGCCGGCGCGCGGCGACGCCCGGCCCCGAUGGACCCCCAGACCCCUGCCCAGGCGCCGACCCCCCGCUACUUCACCUGGGACGAGGUGGCGCAGCGCUCCGGGCGCGAGAAGGAGCGGUGGCUCGUGAUCGACCGGAAGGUGUACAACAUCAGCGAGUUCAGCCGCCGGCACCCGGGGGGCUCCCGGGUCAUCAGCCACUACGCGGGGCAGGAUGCUACGGAUCCCUUUGUGGCCUUCCACAUCAACAAGGGCCUGGUGAGGAAGUAUAUGAACUCUCUCCUGAUUGGAGAACUGUCUCCAGAGCAGCCCAGCUUCGAGCCCACAAAAAAUAAAGAGCUGAUCUCCGAGUUCCGGGAGCUGCAGGCCACCGUGGAGCGGAUGGGGCUCAUGAAGGCCAACCGUGUCUUCUUCCUGUUGUACCUGCUGCACAUCCUGCUGCUAGAUGUUGCCGCCUGGCUCACUCUUUGGGUCUUUGGGACAUCCUUUGUGCCUUUCCUACUGUGUGCGGUGCUGCUCAGCACGGCUCAGGCGCAGGCUGGCUGGCUGCAGCACGACUUUGGGCACCUGUCCGUCUUCAGCACCUCCACUUGGAACCACGUCUUCCAUCAUUUCGUGAUUGGCCAUCUGAAGGGGGCCCCUGCCAGUUGGUGGAACCACUUGCAUUUCCAGCACCACGCCAAGCCCAACUGUUUCCGCAAAGACCCAGACAUCAACAUGCACCCGUUCCUUUUUGCCUUGGGGAAGAUCCUCUCUGUGGAGCUUGGGAAACAGAAGAAAAAGUACAUGCCGUACAACCACCAGCACAAAUACUUUUUCCUGGUUGGGCCCCCAGCCUUGCUGCCUCUCUACUUCCAGUGGUAUAUUUUCUAUUUUGUUUUCCGGCGGAAGAAGUGGGUGGACUUGGCCUGGAUGAUCAGCUUCUACGCCCGCAUAUCUCUCACUUACAUGCCGUUGUUGGGACUGAAGGGCCUCCUGGUCCUUUUCUUCGUGGUCAGGUUUCUGGAGAGCAACUGGUUUGUGUGGGUCACACAGAUGAACCACAUCCCCAUGCACAUCGAUCACGACCAGAACAAGGACUGGGUCUCCACACAGCUCCAGGCGACCUGCAACGUCCACAAGUCUGCCUUCAAUGACUGGUUCAGCGGACAUCUCAACUUCCAGAUUGAGCACCAUCUUUUCCCCACGAUGCCUCGACACAAUUACCAUAAGGUGGCCCCCCUGGUGCGGUCCCUGUGUGCCAAGCAUGGCAUAGAGUACCAGUCCAAGCCCCUGUUCUCAGCCUUCGCCGACAUCGUCUACUCACUGAAGGAGUCUGGGCAGCUCUGGCUAGAUGCCUAUCUUCACCAGUAACGAGCACCACCCCUCCCCCCAUCCGGAAGGGGUGUUUCCGCCCCGGAGCAGAGGGGAGCUUCAGGGACAAAGCCACUAUAAUUCUAAUAUUCCGAGGGGGUGGGUUUGAGGAGGCAAAGGCGCUGACUCAGACCCCUCCCCUUUAUCUUCUGGGCACAGAUCUAAGACCCAGAGGGGUAGGGGACCGAGCGUGCCCUCUGGAAGGAGGAAUGGGGCAGAGAUGUGACUGUUUUUGUUUCCUUUUUCUAGUUUGGCUGAUACAGAUGGUUGGUGAGCCAAGAGGGAGGCAGAGGGUGUUUGGAAGGCUAGGGAGCGCACACUGAGCCCAGAGAUCAGGAAGAGAAUUAGCAUUAAAAUUCCAGCCAGGGGGCGCCUGGGGAGCUCAGUCGGUUAA
Molecule: messenger RNA, 1753 nt
Organism: Suricata suricatta (meerkat)
Lineage: Eukaryota; Metazoa; Chordata; Mammalia; Carnivora; Herpestidae
Gene: FADS1
Product: fatty acid desaturase 1
Exons: 12
Coding region: 37-1359 (440 amino acids)
Biological process (GO): lipid metabolic process
Cellular component (GO): membrane
Molecular function (GO): oxidoreductase activity, acting on paired donors, with oxidation of a pair of donors resulting in the reduction of molecular oxygen to two molecules of water
Source: RefSeq, a predicted model, not a curated record